Molecule: messenger RNA, 1828 nt
Organism: Vigna radiata var. radiata (mung bean)
Lineage: Eukaryota; Viridiplantae; Streptophyta; Magnoliopsida; Fabales; Fabaceae
Product: protein DA1-related 1-like
Exons: 5
Coding region: 650-1219 (189 amino acids)
Source: RefSeq, a predicted model, not a curated record
AAAAUAAAAAUAAUAUUUUGUUUUCCUAUUUCCCUCCUUUGCUUACCCUAAAUUUUUUCAUCUAUAACGCUCUUGGUCAUUCCCUCUCGCCAUGCUCCUCCUCAAAUCCUUCUCUCUUACAUGCACUCACCUCAAUCACUUCUCUGGCUCUCACUCGUCUCUCUCGCACUCACUCCCUGUGCCUUUCGUUUACUCUCACAUUCACUACGUUUCACCACUGCCGAUUCUCUAAUCUUAUUCUUCGUACUCAGCUCAGUACUUUGUUCUUUGCAGGUUGAAAUUCCCUUUCUGAUUGGUUUUAUCCAUCUUCAAAACCCUAGUUUGGUUUCUUCCAACUCCAAUAGAGCUUCACUUCUCGAAGGAUGAAGGACGUCAUGCUUUCCAAGGGGAAACCCUUGAUCUUGGAGAAGGUUAGGGUUUGAGUGUAGAGCAUGGCCAGAGGUAGUCCUAUUAAGGACGAACUGGAAAACAAGAAGCCGACGCCGUGUCCCUCGCCAUCACCGGCGCGACCGACAUUGCCUCUGUCAUCGUCGACGUCCACCACAGCUGCGCCAAAGAAUGAAACUGUGCCGAAGAAUGAAGAAGGGAGUUCAAAGUAUUAGUAUGACUGAGGUUCAAUUUUAGGACGAAGGACUUGUGUGAGAUAUUAAUGGAUGAGAAUAGAUGGAAGGGUUUCACGCAGAACAAUGUGAGGAUUAGGAAAAAGGUUGGUGAGAUUGAGAAAGAAGAAAUUGAUCGGGCAAUAGCACUCUCUCUUUCAAAGGCAGAUCCGAAAGGGAAAAAAGUUAUUGAGGAUGACUCUGAAUUUGAAGAUGAUGAACUGUGUCCACUUGAUGAUGAGGAAGAGAAACGUAUUGGGGAAGUUCAGCAAGAUGAAGAUGACCAUCAUGCUCAAAUUCAAGAUGAAGACCAAAAUCUUAAUGAAUUUCCACUUGAGGAAGAUGAACAAUUGGCCAGGGCAAUUCAAGAAAGUUUGAGCAUUAGUUCUCCUCCUCGAUCUGACACUGAUUCUUUAUUUCAAACUUUUGCAAACUUAUUCCCACCUGUAUACAGUUUUCAAUGUCUGGAAAUGGACGUUAUCAUAAAUCCUGCUAUAAGGAGUUACAUCAUUCGAAAUGUGAUGGAAACCUGGUUCAAAAUGGGUGGACAUCAUCAAAUGUUGCAAGCUUGGGAAGUUUUGCCUAUAAUUCUUCUAAUUGCAGUAAAGAACUGUCACUAAGUCUUUCAAGAUCUCCUCCAACUACUGGUUAGGGCUCAGAUAUGAGCUGCUCCAACGCAUCUCGCAGCAUGAAUGGAACAAGUUCAGGCUUGGAGCAACCUUCCUGCAGCAGCAAGGAACUGUGUAUGAGAUUAGGUUCCAACAAACAUGUCCAGUUUUCACCAGCAGUAUUGGGGUCCAGAUAUCUUUCUGGAGUUCAAGAGAUAUUUGCUCAAAUUGCCACAUACUCAUUUGAAAAUGUAGAGCUGAUGAAUUACCCAGCUUCUGGUGUUAGAGCGGGAGGAAAUAAGUCAGCUUCAGCUUUCACACCAAAGAGAAGGGUAGGGAGUAAUCAGAAUGAAAAUUCCAUGUAUGGACCACAUGCAGAAGAAUCUCCAUCGGAAAGACAUGCAGCUGAUUCAAACAAAUCCCAACUUCUCAUGCUUCUACAACUGGUAAAAUGCUACCUCUUUCACUCAUCAGUAGCACAUAACUUAUUGUCUUGAUUUAAUUAUAUGUUCAAUUCUACGCGCUUGGAUUUGAUGAGUGCAUAUCUUUGCUAUAUAUAUGUUCAGCCUGGAUUUGAUGAGAGGUUUGAUAGAUCAAUCCAACUAUAUUUGCUUUGACUUU